Messenger RNA from Nerophis lumbriciformis (worm pipefish), 4595 nucleotides. The record is from RefSeq and is a predicted model, not a curated record. Lineage: Eukaryota; Metazoa; Chordata; Actinopteri; Syngnathiformes; Syngnathidae.
AUGGCGACAUGCCCCCUAGUGGCAAAACUUGGAGCAGAAGUCUCCAAGAGCCCGACGAGGCGCCAAAGGAGACGAUUAGGAACCAGCGCCCGCGAGCAGACGCAGCACCUGAAGGAAGCUCCUGUUGGAGCGAAGAGAAGAAGAAGAAGAAGAAGAAGAAGAGCGCAGGUGGCGAGAUGUUGGCGUGCUGAAGGAACCAUCUUGGAAUAUUGCUGUCAUCAUCUACAAAGGAAAGAAAAAGGCAGGUUCCUCCUCCCCUCUUUCCCCUCCCCCCGUGCCACCAUGCCCAUCCUCAAGAACCUGCCGGUGCGACUGAAGGGCGGCGGUCCGACCCUCGACAACGCUUUGUUCAUCCGCAGGAUGAGCCUCAACAUCAACCCCCAACACCACACCCGCUUCGACCACGACGACGACGACGGCGGCCAUGGCAACCACUGGUCGCCGGGCGGCUCCUUCCUGGACGGCAACGUUCCGGGGGACCGUAACCCCUUCGAGGACGAGGAGGAUGAGAACGAGGCCAACGAGGGCAAGAAGGGCAAAGGGGGCUCAAGGAAGGGCUCCUUCAAAAUCAAGUCCCCCCUGAAGAGUUUGGGAAAGCUGGGGAAGACCCUGAGGAUGUCGGUGCGCAGCAGAGACAGCGCCGCGUCCUCGCCGCAGGGGUCGCCGCAGGGGACCCCGUCGCCUGCGGAAAAGAAGAAGGGAGGCAGGCGGAGCUCGGAGGGAAGUCUGCUCAGGUUUGCGGGCAAAUACCGCGACACCCUCAGCUUCCGCACCAACGGCGAGCUCAACUGUUCGGAGAGCGAGUGCGACUCCACCAGCCGCCGCGUGUCCUUCAUGAAGAUGGUGGGCUUGGGGAAGAUGAAGAGGGAGUCCGGGGCCGACCCCUCGUCGCAGGGCCCCGAGGAGCAGCCGGUGCACAAGGAGCCGGAAGAGGAGGUCAAGCCCAGGGAGCCACUGUCAGUACUAGAGAUCCUGCAGCUGGUCAAGAAGCGGGACCUCGUCUUGGCCGACACUCACAUCCUGGAGCUGGAGCAGGAAUGCAAUGGGUUGGACGGCGGCACGCAGCCGGAGGACGUGUGCAGCCCGAGCGUCAAAGACGGCGGCCGCAGGAAGGCGAAGGACGUGGAGCUGCUGUACGAGGAGCUGCAGAAGGAGCUGUGGGCCGUGGUGAGGGAAUCGCUGCGGUCGCCCACAGCCGGGCCCAACCUGGGCCUGGUGGUUCAGGUGCUGCAGCAGGAAGAGCAGACUGAUCGGGACCACGCCUGCAGCGAGGCGGCGGGGCCCAGACCGCGGCAGCUGAAGCAGCGCUGGAAGGAGGCGGUCGAGGAUGCCGCCGACAGUUCCCUGCCCCAGAAGGCCGAGUUCACAGCUGGAGAGCUGGCGGGGUACCUGGACCGCAUUCGAGUCCGCGUGGUGGAGGACCUGGGGGCCGCCAAGAGGAACGUGGUGUCCAUUUACCCCGAUGAGUACCGCGCCCUGCAGGUGUACAUGCAGAGCUACCACAAGGCGGUUGCUAAGCGACUGCAGUCCAUUACCGACCAACAGCUGGAGAUCACCGACAUUUACUCCCUGCUGGACUGGCUGCACAACAUCUACAACAGGGAUGUUCUGGCAAAGGUGUGCAUCAUGGACCCUCUCAGUGCCUCUCAGCUCCAACCGCUGCUGCCCCCAGAAACGCUGGACAGACUGGAACAGGACUGUCUCAACUCCGUGCGGGCUAAAGUGACCACCGAGCUGAGUCAGGUGCUGGAUGACGAGGAGAAGCGGUGGUUUGAGAUGCUGCACGUCGAGGAGUACCACAUAACUCUGGCCAAGACCAUCAUACAGAGGCUGCAGGUUGACCUGGAACGUUCCGCCUCCAUCAACAGGAGUUUGGGUUCCAGAGUGGCUCAGUGCAGCCUCAACGGCCUGGCAGACUUCCUCUACAGCUUCCAGCGUAAAGUGGAGAUGUUUCACGAAGGCAUGCAGAGCGGAAUGUUUGGAGAACACGAGGACGGAUACGUGUCCAGAACUGUGGCGCUGGUCAACUGCUGUCCGCCCUUCAGAGGUUUCGUGCAGCGAUGUGCUCAGUGCGAGCCGGCGGCCAGUGAGGACUCUCUGAGGCGGGCCGACAAAGCUUUGGACCACAUCGUCCAGCAGGGCGUCCGAGUUCUCUCCGAGCGCCUGUUCCUGCACAUCCGGCCUUUCUUCGAGCGUCUGGUGAAGAGGAAGUGGCUGAGCAACACGGAGCCGUACGAGCAGAUAGAAGCUGUGAUCAAAGAACACUUCAAGAAAUAUCACAGGAUGGACAAUCCACCUUACCAGCUCCUAGUGGCGGAGGUCCAUCGGCGCGUGGUGAUGGAAUAUCUUCGCUCGGUCAUGCGAGGGCGAAUCAUCUGCACGUCGCUGAAGAUGAGGAAGAGGAUGGCGGGCCGCCUCCGAGACGAAGGCAGGGACAUCAAAGUCCUCUUCAAGGACCUGGAGUCUCCAUCGAGCUGGCUGGACGGCGCCCUGGCUCACAUCUCCGAGGUGAUCCAGCUGGAGGACGUCCCGUCCAUCCAGAUGGAGGUGGGAGUUCUGGUGCGGGAGUUUCCGGACGUCAGGAAGAAACACGUGUCGGCCAUUCUGAACAUCCGGGGCAUGACCCGGCAGCGGGAGCGCCAGGAGAUCCUCAACAUCGUCAAGGACAUCGAGAGCAACGACGGCGGCGGUCUGGCCCGGCUGUCCAGGGACCGAGCCCUCUUCUCCGAGGUCCCGGUCACUUCCGAGGUCCACUGCCUGAACGUCGGCCUGAGCCGCGUCGCCCUCACCGCCUCCUCCUGCUUGGCCACGCUGCGGCCGCGCCGACGUAAAGCCCGCACGUCGGUCCACGAGAACCCGGAUGAUGUUCUCUGAAGCGCCUGGAUCCGGUUUGGACCAGCAGCCUCUUGGCUUGCUUCUGUUCUGUAACACGACUGACUUCUAAAAGUCCUAAAACCUUUUGACAAACCCCGUUUCCAUAUGAGUUGGGAAAUUGUGUUAGAUGUAAAUAUAAACGGAAUACAAAUUUGCAAAUCCUUUUCAACCCAUAUUCAGUUGAAUAUGCUACAAAGAUGAUGUUCAAACUCAUAAACUUUAUUUUUUUUGCAAGAAUUUCAUGGCUGCAACACGUGCCAAAGUAGUCGGGAAAGGGCAUGUUCACCACUGUGUUACAUGGCCUUUCCUUUUAACAACACUCAGUAAACGUUUGGGAACUGAGGAGACACAUUUUUGAAGCUUCUCAGGUGGAAUUAUUUUCCAUUCUUGCUUGAUGUACAGCUUAAGUUGUUCAACAGUCCGUUGUGCUAUUUUAGGCUUCAUAAUGCGCCACACAUUUUCAAUGGGAGACAGGUCUGGACUGCAGGCGGGCCAGGAAAGUACCCGCACUCUUUUACUAUGAAGCCACGUUGAUGUAAUACGUGGCUUGGCAUUGUCUUGCUGAAAUAAGCAGGGGCGUCCAUGGUAACGUUGCUUGGACGGCAACAAAACCUGUAUGUACCUUUCAGCAUUAAUGGUGCCUUCACAGAUGUGUAAGUUACCCAUGUCUUGGGCACUAAUACACCCCCAUACCAUCACACAUGCCGGCUUUUCCACUUUGCGCCUAUAACAAUCCGGAUGGUUCUUUUCCUCUUUGGUCCGGAGGACACGACGUCCACAGUUUCCAAAAACAAUUUGAAAUGUGGACUCGUCAGACCUACAGAACACUUUUCCCACUUUGUAUCAGUCCAUCUUAGAUGAGCUCAGGCCCAGCGAAGCCGACGGCGUUUCUGGGUGUUGUUGAUAAAAACGGUUUUCGCCUUGCAUAGGAGAGUUUUAACUUGCACUUAAAGAUGUAGCCACCAACUGUAGUUACUGACAGUGGGUUUCUGAAGUGUUCCUGAGCCCAUGUGGUGAUAUCCUUUACACACCGAUGUCGCUUGUUGAUGCAGUACAGCCUGAGGGAUCGAAGCCGCUUACGUGCAGUGAUUUCUCCAGAUUCUCUGAACCCUUUGAUGAUAUUACGGAGCGUAGAUGGUGAAAUCCCUAAAUUCCUUGCAAUAGCUGGUUGAGAAAGGUUUUUCUUAAACUGUUCAACAAUUUUGCUCGCGCAUUUGUUGACAAAGUGGUGACCCUCGCCCCCAUCCUUGUUUGUGAAUGACUGAGCAUUUCAUGGAAUCUACUUUUAUACUCAAUCAUGGCACCCACCUGUUCCCAAUUUGCCUGCACACCUGUGGGAUGUUCCAAAUAAGUCUUUGAUGAGCAUUCCUCAACUUUAUCAGUAUUUAUUGCCACCUUUCCCAACUUCUUUGUCACGUGUUGCUGGCAUCAAAUUCUAAAGUUACCGUAUUUUCCGCACUAUUAGCCGCACCUAAAAACCACAAAUUUACUCAAAAGCUGACAGUGCGGCUUGUAACCCGGUGCGCUUUAUAUAUGGAUUAAUAUUAAGAUUCAUUUUCAUAAAGUUUCGGUCUCGCAACUACGGUAAACAGCCGCCAUCUUUUUUCCCCGUAGAAGAGGAAGUGCUUCUUCUUCUACGGCAAGCAACCGCCAAGGUAAGCACCCGCCCCCAUAGAACAGGAAGCGCUUCUUCUUCUACUGUAAGCAACCACCCGCCCGCA